AUGCCCCUGGUUCGCCAAACGAGCCGAACGCCUUCCACCCCCAAACUUCUGCUUUCUCUCCGCUCCCCGCGCCGCGACCUGGCAGGGUCGGCGGCAACUCGACACCCUAAGGCCGUCCACGUCCCUUUGGUUAUCUCCGAGUGUUCAGGCACACUGUCUUUCAAAGCAAGCUCCGAGCUCCUAAACGGCUCGUAUUUUGGUAGCCGAAGCGCGCGCGAGAGCCUUCCGACGCUCAGCACCCAGAGCAGCAGCCUAUCAUAUCGAAGCCUAUCGACGCGCAGCGAGCCGGCGCUGAGCAGCGGCGGAGAGAUGGCGGAGCUCGAGCACCAGAGCUCCGCCGGGGGAAAGGCGCAAGCGGGGGGGGAAGCGGAGGGCGGAAAGACGGCGCAGCAGAAGCAGCAGUGGGGCGCGUGGCACGCGCAGGUGCAGCAGCUGUGGGGAAGCAGCAGCCAGCUGCUGGCGCGGUACACGAGCGGGGGGAAGGUGGCGUCGCUCGAGAACAACUGCGCCAUGCAGAGCGCGUGGAACCCCGUGGGCGCGCAAGGGGAAUCCGACCGACCACAGCACGUCGUGAUUUACAUCUGUGAAUCGUGA
Closterium sp. Naga37s-1 is the source of this 594-nucleotide messenger RNA. Lineage: Eukaryota; Viridiplantae; Streptophyta; Zygnematophyceae; Desmidiales; Closteriaceae. The record is from the annotation of a GenBank genome assembly.